Molecule: messenger RNA, 1077 nt
Organism: Perognathus longimembris pacificus (Pacific pocket mouse)
Lineage: Eukaryota; Metazoa; Chordata; Mammalia; Rodentia; Heteromyidae
Gene: Ctxn1
Product: cortexin 1
Exons: 2
Coding region: 124-372 (82 amino acids)
Source: RefSeq, a predicted model, not a curated record
GCUGCCACCACCGCGGGAGAGAGACGAGACAAACCUGCGCGGGUCUCAGGAGGGAGUCCUGUCGCCGGGUCACCUGCUCCCGUCCGGUGGAGGCCAGGGUCAGGGCACGCGGCGAUGUGAGCCAUGAGCGCGACGUGGACGCUGUCCCCGGAGCCGCUGCCGUCUUCGACGGGGCCCCCGGUGGGCGCGGGCCUGGACGCCGAGCAGCGCACAGUGUUCGCCUUCGUGCUGUGCCUGCUCGUGGUGCUGGUGCUGCUGAUGGUGCGCUGCGUGCGCAUCCUGCUCGACCCCUACAGCCGUAUGCCCGCCUCGUCCUGGACUGACCACAAGGAGGCGCUCGAGCGCGGGCAGUUCGACUACGCGUUGGUGUGAGGGUCGCCGCGGCCCCUCCCCGGAGACCCCGAGGAGGGUCGGCCUGGCGGGGUCGCCGCCAGCCUGGAGUGUGCUCAGGAUCCCGCUCAGAGCCCCUAGCCCCGGGCUGGGGGGGGGGGGCGCAGGACAGGCCUAGCUCCACCCCCUGGCCCCGCCCAUAUCCCCCCUCCUGGCAAGGGCAAGGGCAGAUGCCCCCCACCUGAUGCCUUUUAUCUGCCCUCUCCCUUCCUCCCAGCAUCCUGACCAACCAGCUGGUCCCCUGAAAUCCACCAGAAAUGUCCUAUCAUGAGAGUGAGAACCCUCUUAUUCCCUCCCUCCCUAUCCCGCGCCCACCCUAUCUUCAAGAAGAUUGAGUAUUGAGGCCCCUCCUUGAGCUACGGCCCUGCGGGCAGGCUCACUCCAACCUUGUGGGGUGAACACCGCCUACCAGUAAUGCCCAGCACAUACUGACCCCCCCCGAAGACAGACCUGAACGUCCACCAUGGUUGCUGAGUCCUGGAUGUGUGGCACCUUGCAUAGAGGAAGAGCGUGGGUUGGACUCACUCCCACCCCCACCUCACCCCAGACCCCAGCACAGAUCAGCACCCCGCUCUCUUGCCCACCUCUACACCCAACCCCAGCUGUCUUUCUGCCACCUCUCCCUGCCCUUCGGUGCCACACCCCACGCUCCCCUUUCCCAUGUCUUUUCACCUCUCCCUGCCUCUG